AUGAUUCAUGGUCCCAACUCAUAAUUUUCUGGUGCAUUCACGAUAGGCAAAAGAUACGAAUGUAAUUUAUGUUUUAAUGAUAGGUGCAAUAUACUAAACCAAUCCAAAUCCUGGGUAUUAUAUCUAUUCACAUUAGACCAAAUCAUUAUUCAGUGAAUCUCUUGGACAAGCCUCUGGCAUAUAAAUUUACAAAGUCUAAGCGGAAACCUCUCUAUUAAGCUACAGCAGCUCCAGAUCCUGGGGCUUAUGAGAAUAAAAUUCAGGCAAAAUUUAGCAUAACUUAUUAGGCAAUCUUACCUCACUCUUCCUCGGUUGCAUUCACUAAAGCAAAAGAGACUUCUCCCAAAGAGACUGAGAUAGGUCCUGGGUCAUAUAAUUUAGCUGUGUAAAAGAAAGCACCUGCAUUUACUUUUCAAAGUCGAUUUGAUUCCAUUGGGAAUGAGAUUAUGAAAACACCAGGUCCUGGAAAUUAUGAGAUGGAGCAUAAUCAUAUUUUGAAGCCCAAAAAUAAAGGGUUUUCGACUAGUUAAAGAACUAACAUGCUAUUAACUAAUCAUCCAGGUCCUGGUUCUUAUGAAGUGGAGAAGCCUCAGUUUCUAACAAAUGUUAAGUAAGUUAUAGUUUAGAUUCAAAAAGGUUUCCAAAAUCAUAACGUAGCACGAAUUGGAGUCAGAUUGGACCAGGUCCAGGAGCAUUUGAUCUUAAUCUGCCUAAACAUUAAGGAAUAACCUUUGGAAGCAAAACUAAUUAAUCAAUAGAUAGAUCGAAUGUUCCAGGGCCAGGUAGUUAUGAUGCAGAAGUUGUGGAGGGAAAGUUUAAGAGCAUGAAAGGAGCUAAGUAAUUUAAAUUUUAAUUGAAGAAUAGGAAAAUCUGAAAGAGGUAGUCUAAAUUUGUAAAAGUUUGGACCUUCUCCACUAGAUUAUGAUGUAACCAAUUAUAAGUAUCCAACGAGACAUGCAAGGUUUAUUUGGAUAUAUUAUAUGAUUGUAGUUUCAAUAAAGCAAUUAGACCAUCAAUGAUAUCUACUGAGCGAACUCCAGGACCAGGAACAUACACGAUAGACAUGAAAUUCAAAAAGGGUGGUCCUAUAAUCCCAAAGGCCUCCAAAGAUUAAAUCAAUCUAUAAAAUUUACCAGUUAUGAAUUCUAUUUACUGUGUAGGGGCCCGGAAAGUAUAAUCCCAAUGAUUCGAUGACUUCUAACAAAGGACCGAGUUAUCACAUUGCUAAGAAAUACGACAAACCUUAAGAGUCUAGUUUGAUAGGGCCUGGCAGAUAUAACAUUCCUAGAGAUAUUACAGAUGGACCCAAAUACACGUUUCCUACUCUUGAGAAGAGUAUGGAGAAGAAGUCAAUAGAUUUAAAUCAGUAAGAUAGCCUAUUAAAUAUAGAUCACAUUGUUAUGAUAUUAAAUAAACGAUUGGGUAUAUACCAUAGUAUGUUCUUCAGAAUUGA
Molecule: messenger RNA, 1453 nt
Organism: Paramecium octaurelia
Lineage: Eukaryota; Ciliophora; Oligohymenophorea; Peniculida; Parameciidae
Source: the annotation of a GenBank genome assembly